AUGUGCCGCCAAUAUUUCACACUCUACGAAUGGUGCCAAUGCGAAGAAGAUGCCGGCAACAGCGUCUGCGCUGCCCACCGCCGGAAUGGCUGCCCGGGUAUCAGCGUCGAGACCGUGCAUAUGCACUGCUUCUGCGACUCACAUGCCACCCGUGGCUUCAAAUCCGAAAAGGAAACCCGCAAAAAGGAGAAUAAGGUGCGCCGUCGAUCUGAGGAUUCUCUUGAUGAGAAGGAUUCUCUCAGGCGUCGGUGGUACCAGUGGUACCAAUGGCGAGGUUUGCGGUCGCGUUAG
Messenger RNA from Penicillium griseofulvum, 291 nucleotides. RefSeq lists its product as uncharacterized. Bases 1 to 291 code for a protein of 96 amino acids. The record is from RefSeq and is a predicted model, not a curated record. Lineage: Eukaryota; Fungi; Ascomycota; Eurotiomycetes; Eurotiales; Aspergillaceae. The transcript has a single exon.